Molecule: messenger RNA, 715 nt
Organism: Carya illinoinensis
Lineage: Eukaryota; Viridiplantae; Streptophyta; Magnoliopsida; Fagales; Juglandaceae
Product: replication protein A 14 kDa subunit B-like
Exons: 3
Coding region: 159-479 (106 amino acids)
Biological process (GO): DNA repair; DNA recombination; DNA replication
Cellular component (GO): nucleus
Molecular function (GO): DNA binding
Source: RefSeq, a predicted model, not a curated record
GAUUUUAUUUCUACAUAACAAAACUCAAAAUAAUUCCCGCCAAACUAUCCCCAUCAGUUAGGAACACCUAUAUGGUUCCCGCCUUUCAAAGGUUGGUAUAAAUACAAUUCUGGUUGGCAUUUCCGUUGUUCGGGGUGAAUCUCUUAAAGUUAAAGGAUAUGGAUACAUCAAGCCCUGCAGUUCUUGUCAACGCAGAGUUGUUGCGCAUGUAUGUAGGAAGGAAGGUUCGGACAGUGGUUCAAGUUAUUGAAUCUGAUGGUGAAAUCGCGACAGGAAAAUCUGCAGACGAACGUCAAUUGAUUAUAAAAGGACUGCCGGAUGUCUCUCCUAUGAGUCAUGUUGAGGUGAUUGGUAUUGCUGAGAGUGAACAGUCCAUUCGUGCUGAAAAAUGGACCAACUUUGGCCACACAUUUGACACCCAAUCAUACAAUCAGCUAUGCCAACUUGCAAACGGGGAGUUCAUAGGUUUAUUUAUGUAGCGAGGCAUCCUUCAGCUAAAACAGAUGGGAGUGUUUAGCGUUUCAAGAUUGAAUAAAAGACCACCAAGAAAUAUCCUUAUGGAUGCGACUACUCUCAAGAAUCAGUCUUUAUUUACUAGGGAAUUGGGGAAAUAUGCUUGUAUCCUACUAAUCUAGUGGAACUGUUGUACCAGUCUUUAUUUACUAUAUAUUUCAACAACCUCCUUCUAUGAAAAGUGUUUGAUUCUAGAACAAAA